Lactuca virosa is the source of this 560-nucleotide messenger RNA. Lineage: Eukaryota; Viridiplantae; Streptophyta; Magnoliopsida; Asterales; Asteraceae. The record is from the annotation of a GenBank genome assembly.
AUGCAACGAGCUUACUUAGCUUUUGAAAGCUCCAAACUGAAGUUUGCUACUCUUCCUGCUUGUAAAAUGAGUGGAGGGAUUAAAUGGGAGCAGGGUCGUAUGGGGCUUGCAUAUCUGCAGAGAGACUGUGCUUAUCUUGUUGCUGUUAACGAUCAACUCAUCUUUGUGGAGCAAAUUCAUUCCUUAUUUAUGGGACAAACUACUUCUGAUGCUAGAUGCUGAUAGGACAACCAUAGUUGAUGGAAUGGAUAAGCUUGAAAGCAGGUAAUGAACAACGGAAGACCUUGCCAUCACCAUUCUGGCUAGAACCCCCCACCUCUGCACUUUCUGGCUAGCAACUCUUUAUGUUGAAUAAGCCAUUGUUACAAGGAGGCUACACUUUGUAUUUGUUUUACCAUCUUUGUGUAAAGUUGAGUAAUUUUUUUUUUGAAGUAAAUUAAGUACAAGGAAUAUAUCCUACAAAGUAGGAUAAGACAAUUGAAAUGCAUUGUAUUUGUUUGUAUUUAAGCUACUUCUAUGAAAUACAUUGAAUAUGAAUAUUAUUAUCAGUUUUAAAGACA